AUGCUUAGCGAUUACUUUGGUGCUGAUAUGGAAAAUCUUACCUUAAACUCUCUGUAUCUUGGUGGUCUUGAGAAAUUUGGGACGGAAGAUCAAAUAAAAAAAUAUGUUACACCCUUUACAAAUGGGGACAGAGUUGGCUGCUUUGCUUUAAGUGAACCAGGUAAUGGUAGUGAUGCAGGUGCUGCAUCAACAACCGCUAGGUUAGAAGGAGAUUCUUGGGUUUUGAAUGGAACUAAGGCCUGGAUAUCAAGUGGUUAUGAAGCUGAAGCAGCUCUUGUGCUUGCUUCAACUGAUAAAGCUCUGAAGCACAAAGGAAUAAGUUGUUUCAUUGUUCCUAAACCAAUCAAUGGUCUCACAUUAGGCAAAAAAGAAAACAAAUUGGGUAUUAAAGGAUCAUCAACUUGUAACUUAAUUUUUGAAGAUUGUAAAAUUCCAAAAGAAAACCUCUUAGGGAAGCUAGGAGAGGGAUUUAAAAUUGCAAUGACCAUUCUUGAUGCUGGAAGAAUCGGUGUUGCAGGGCAAGCAUUGGGAAUUGCACAGGCUGCCCUUGAUUGUGCUAUUCACUAUGCUUCACAAAGAUUAGCUUUUGGAAACCCUAUACUGGGUAAACAAGCAACACAGAUGAAACUGGCUGAUAUGGAAACAAGAUUAGAAGCUGCUCGUUUGCUAACAUGGAAAGCUGCCAUGUUGAAAGAUGCUGGACAAAGUUUCACAAAGGAAUCUGCCAUGGCUAAACUUACAGCUUCUGAGACUGCAACAUUUGUGGCACAUCAGGCUAUUCAAAUAUUAGGUGGUAUGGGCUAUGUAACUGACAUGCCUGCUGAAAGGCAUUACAGAGAUGCAAGAAUAACAGAAAUUUAUGAAGGUACAAGUGAAAUUCAAAGGAUUGUUAUUGCAGGGAACCUUACUAAAGAAUAUGGGCUCAACUAAUACUUUCCGAAUUAUAGAAAUGUAUUAAUUGAAAUUUAUAUUGCUUUAAGUGUACCUGAAUUUUUAUUGUUUUAAAUGAAAUAGUUAUACCCAAUUGUUUUAAAUAUACUUCACCUUUAUAGAUUUGACUAAAGCUCUGAUCAAUUUAUACGCUAUUUUUAUAACAAUAAAAUAUGUUUUUUGCACAA
Messenger RNA from Parasteatoda tepidariorum (common house spider), 1118 nucleotides. The record is from RefSeq and is a predicted model, not a curated record. NCBI's taxonomy places the organism in Eukaryota, Metazoa, Arthropoda, Arachnida, Araneae, Theridiidae.